Durio zibethinus is the source of this 1211-nucleotide messenger RNA. RefSeq lists its product as uncharacterized. The record is from RefSeq and is a predicted model, not a curated record. NCBI's taxonomy places the organism in Eukaryota, Viridiplantae, Streptophyta, Magnoliopsida, Malvales, Malvaceae.
UUUUUUUUUUUAGUCAUGAGAAACAAAUAAAGCAUCGUUUAUUUGUGCAUUGAGAACAAAGCGACAACAAGGCAUAGAAUUGAAGGAAUUAAAUCUGUUAAUUUUGUUUUUGGGUGCAAAUUAAAAGAUGGGAUCAUCAUCAGUAAUAACCCCAGAAGAUGUAUUGGAGUCAUUGAUGAAUGAUGGAACCAUUGAUGCUCUCAGGUUGAAGAUUAUCAAUCAGCUUAAAGCCAAUGAGGAGCUGAAGAAUACAACAAUCAAAAUGGCAGAGCAGAGUAAGGUACUUAACACCCCUGGUGCUGAGAAACAGACCAAAAGAGAAUUGUUUGAUGCACUUAGGCAGGAACUUGAAACCCCAGUGCUCGAGAGGGCCUCAAAAUCAGUUUGGGAGUUGAUUCUGGACAGAAAUGGGCUAGGAAAGGAAAUAAGUGAAACAGUGGAAAGAGUCUUUUGUAAAUUAAGCGGCAGGGAGCCUCCUCUGUUUCCUCAUUCAGCUGAUGUAUGUCAACCUGAAAAAGAAGUCAAGGAUGAGAAAAGAAAAGGGAAAGAGAAGGAAAAUGAAAAUGAAAAGGAGAAUUCAAACUCUACAUCAAAGAAACGAAGUUUCAUUGACAUGAAUGCUGAGGGAAGUGCUACUGAAGUUGCUGGCAAAUCUAGUGAUACUCCAGCUGCGCCUGAUGAUGCUACUUAAUCUCCCUUGCCUAGCCUGAAGAUAUGUUGUUAUGUCAACAGAGGCCAUUGUUGCAAACCUGGUGAUCUUUUUGGCUGGAAAAAGGAAUUUUCCCUUUAAUUCGUUCCAUUUGAUGGAACGAUACAUUGUUAGGUUUGCCUAGGACAGAACAUAAGUGAUGUGUUUAUUUGUGGUAUAAACUAUGGAGUUCUCAUGACAAUAGGUUGUAUCCUCCUUAUGAGGUUUAUUUGCUAUAGUUAAUUCUUUGAAUAGUUUGAGGACUGACUUCUCAAGUUGCAUUUUGUAUACCACCAGCCCUAUUUCUUCUGGCUUGGCUUAUUUACAAAGUUGAUGCAAGCAUACUUGCUUUCAAGUAUCUUCCACUUCCUGAUCUUGCACAAUAGAAAUCCCCUUCAGGAUUUCUUGAAGCCCAAAAAGAAUCUGGAGGGACCAGUUUAGGGAAAGAAUUACAGCCUUUUCUGGUACGAAGACAAUUUCAAUUCUGAAUGUGUAUUAUGUCAGCAGGUAAUAUUAUUUGUUC